AUGACCGUUAGCUUCACUCUGAGGGCCACCAGACCUGUUAUUAAUUGUAUUGGACGACGAGUCUUUGAGCAAAGCAAAUUGCCGAGACGUUGCCUACAGGCAGGAAAGUUACCAAGUAACUCGAACAAAGUUAGAAUUGUAGAAGUUGGCCCGCGUGACGGUCUUCAAAAUGAGAAAAAGCUUGUUCCGACAGAAAUCAAAGUUGAAUUCGUCAACAGAUUAUCAAAGACUGGACUUACAGCGAUCGAAACUACAUCAUUCGUAUCUCCCAAGUGGGUGCCUCAGAUGUCUGACGCGAACGAGGUAAUGGCGCAAAUAACGCGCGUUCCGGGUAUUUAUUACUCGGCAUUAACACCAAAUAUCAAAGGACUUGAGAAUGCCAUUGCUGCAAACGUAGAAGAAGUGGCCAUAUUUGGCGCUGCAUCAGAAACGUUUAGUAAAAAGAACAUCAAUUGCUCGAUAGAUGAGAGCUUACAACGUUUUGAACAAGUGAUCAAGAAAGCCAACGAGAAUGGUAUUCGAGUGAGAGGUUACAUAAGCUGCGUUCUUGGAUGCCCAUAUGAGGGUGAAGUAGCGCCCGAGGCUGUCGCUGAUACCGCCGAGAAGAUGUACAAGAUGGGAUGUUAUGAGGUUUCACUCGCUGAUACUAUUGGAGUUGGAACACCCGGUUCAAUGGCAAAAAUGCUUGAAUCGGUCAUGAAGGUAGUUCCGCCCGACAAACUGGCGAUACACUGUCAUGACACGUACGGCCAAGCCCUUGCAAACAUUUUCUGUGCGUUACAAUUUGGAAUACGAGUUGUGGAUUGCUCGGUUGCCGGUCUUGGCGGUUGUCCUUUUGCUAAAGGUGCUACUGGAAACGUGGCAACUGAAGACGUGCUUUACAUGCUUGAUAAAUCGGGUUAUGAGACGGGAGUUGAUCUUGCCAAAAUGGUGGACACUGGAAAUUAUAUUAGCAAUUUUCUCCAAAGAUCUAAUGGGUCCAGGGUCGCGGUGGCGCUGAGCGCGAACAAGUCGUAA
This is a messenger RNA of Paraglomus occultum, 1017 nucleotides long. NCBI's taxonomy places the organism in Eukaryota, Fungi, Glomeromycota, Glomeromycetes, Paraglomerales, Paraglomeraceae. The record is from the annotation of a GenBank genome assembly.